UAUUUUUGUGUUAGCUGCUUCCCCUUAAAUGUAUGUUCACAAAUGGGCCACAGCUUUAUCAGCUGAGGUUGAGGGAAGACUGGUCUAGGUGCUGCUCCUGAACUUGGCCUCUGAGCAAUGGCUUCUCAUAGACACUCAGGUCCCUCCAGCUACAAGGUGGGCACCAUGGCUGAGAAAUUCGACUGUCACUACUGCCGGGAUCCCCUGCAGGGAAAGAAGUACGUGCAGAAGGACGGCCACUACUGCUGCCUGAGGUGCUUUGACAAGUUCUGCGCCAACACCUGUGCAGAGUGCCGCAAGCCCAUCGGUGCGGAUUCCAAGGAGCUGCAUUAUAAGAACCGCUACUGGCACGAAACUUGCUUCCACUGUUACAAGUGCCAUCGCCCUUUGGCCAAUGAGACCUUUGUGGCCAAGGACAACAAGAUCCUGUGCAACAAGUGCACCACUCGUGAGGAUUCCCCCAAGUGCAAAGGGUGCUUCAAGCCGAUUGUGGCAGGAGAUCAAAACGUGGAGUACAAGGGGACCGUCUGGCACAAAGAUUGCUUCACCUGCAGUCACUGCAACCAGGUCAUCGGGACUGGAAGCUUCUUCCCGAAAGGGGAGAACUUCUACUGCGUGACUUGCCACGAGGCCAAAUUUGCCAAGCAUUGCGUGAAGUGCAAUAAGGCCAUCACAUCUGGAGGAAUCACUUACCAGGAUCAACCCUGGCAUGCCGAUUGCUUUGUGUGUGUUACCUGUUCUAAGAAGCUUGCUGGGCAGCGUUUCACCGCUGUGGAGGACCAGUAUUACUGCGUGGAUUGCUACAAGAACUUUGUGGCCAAGAAGUGUGCUGGAUGCAAGAACCCCAUCACUGGGAAAAGGACUGUGUCAAGAGUGAGCCACCCAGUCUCUAAAGCUAGGAAGCCCCCAGUGUGCCACGGGAAACGCUUGCCUCUCACCCUGUUUCCCAGCGCCAACAUCCGGGGCAGGCAUCCGGGUGGAGAGAGAACUUGUCCCUCGUGGGUGGUUGUUCUUUAUAGAAAAAAUCGAAGCUUAGCAGCUCCUCGAGGCCCGGGUUUGGUAAAGGCUCCAGUGUGGUGGCCUAUGAAGGACAAUCCUGGCACGACUACUGCUUCCACUGCAAAAAAUGCUCCGUGAAUCUGGCCAACAAGCGCUUUGUUUUCCAUGAGGAGCAGGUGUAUUGCCCCGACUGUGCCAAAAAGCUGUAAAUGGACAGGGGCUCCUGUCCUGUAAAAUGGAAUCUGCAGCUUGUGCUUUGUGUCCUCUUCCUGCCCUAUACCAUCAAUAGGGAAAGAGUGGUGUUUCACCUCCUCAAAGUUGUUUCUCUGUCUUUUUUUCCCCCAUUUUACAGUAUUACUCAAAUGAAGGGCACACAGUGAUCAUACUUAGGAUUUAGCAAACAGCAACGCUGCGGCAAACUUCACUUCUCUGUAGCUGGGAUCUGAAAAAAUUCAAACUUAGAUUGACUCUUCUGCAUGUUUAUCAUAGAGCAGAACAGUGCUAUCCAUUUAGCCACUUAGUGAUGUAAGCAAGAAGCAUAAGCGAUAAACCCCCCACUGAGGCAGCUUUCAUGGCUCAGCUGGGACCCACUGUGUAGUCACACGCAUAGUCACAUGCAGGAGUUGCAGCGGCUGCUUUAACUCAGGCUGCUCACCCAGCUCUGUGAGCAAAGAACUCCCCACAAUGCAUGGUUUAACGUCCUCAUCCAAACUCUUAGCUUCCUUCUGUUCUUUGUGCUUUCGAAUGACUAACUCGACUUUCCAGAAAAUUAACAUCUAACGUAGCUGUACUUCUAUCGAGAACUGACCUUUCUCCAUACUAACGUUUGAGUUCCCUGUGCGGUGUGUUUUCUGAGUGUUCCUACCUUAAAGUCUGGAACAUGCAGGUGAUUGGGAAAGUGUAGGCAGAUUCGAGAAAAAAAAAAAAAAAAACGAGCCUGUUAUGGAUGAACAUCGUCACAGCGGAUACUUUUGGAAGCUUAACAAAACUAACCCCGCUGUCCUUUUUAUUUUUUUAAUGAAUAUUUUUCUUUGUUUUAAUUAGUAGCGACAUAGUUUGAGUUUUGAAACUUGCAUGACACUAUUUUAGCCCCCUCGAACCUUCCUGCAGUUUUGAAAUUCAUCCCACAGAAGUACAACUCUACAGGGGUAGCUGAGCAAGUGCCAGAGCCGUCAUCGACAUGGAUGUGGCAUUUCAAAGCGGUGACGAGUUGAAUCCCUUGUGACAUAGUAGUUGUCAGCUCUUUGUCCAUGUGUUAGGGAGGGCCACCAAGUCCCUUCUCUUGUGAUUCCUAGGACUUUUCCUCAAGAGCUUAGCUGGAUCUGUGGGGGAGUGGGAGGCCAUCAUCCUCACGGGCAGAACGGGAUUUCUACCUACUGCUUAUAAGAAAUGCAGGAUCUCCUCCUUACUGUAUUCUACAUUAUUACAUAGUCUAAUGAGACAAUAUCAGACGUAAACAUGUAAUGACAAUAUGUAUUAACAUUCUUGUAGGAGUGGUUAUAGAAGCUGAUGCCUCAUUUCUACAUUUUGUCAUUAGCUGUUCUCAUCUAACGUUUCAGUGUAUCCUUACAGAAAUAAAGCAGCAUAACAAUA
This is a messenger RNA of Loxodonta africana (African savanna elephant), 2592 nucleotides long. It is a transcript of the gene FHL1, whose product is annotated as four and a half LIM domains 1. Gene Ontology annotation, biological process: muscle organ development. The record is from RefSeq and is a predicted model, not a curated record. NCBI's taxonomy places the organism in Eukaryota, Metazoa, Chordata, Mammalia, Proboscidea, Elephantidae. The coding region runs from base 118 to 1137 and encodes 339 amino acids. The transcript has 7 exons. Gene Ontology annotation, molecular function: transmembrane transporter binding.